This is a messenger RNA of Lingula anatina, 853 nucleotides long. RefSeq names its product intraflagellar transport protein 43 homolog A-like. Gene Ontology annotation, cellular component: cilium; intraciliary transport particle A. NCBI's taxonomy places the organism in Eukaryota, Metazoa, Brachiopoda, Lingulata, Lingulida, Lingulidae. Gene Ontology annotation, biological process: intraciliary retrograde transport. The record is from RefSeq and is a predicted model, not a curated record.
AUGAAACUUCGUGGUUUUUUCUUUGGGAAGGGGGGUGGGGGGGUGGCGGGGGAGAGGUAUUUACAAGUGCAAGGAUUAUGUGGCGCACCCUCUCUGUCUGCAUCUACCCUGGAACAGUUUCCUCAUGAGAACAUCUUGAAAGAAAGAAACACAGGGUCAAAGGCUGACCAAGACCAGUUAGUGAGGAAAUUUAAAGUUCUUAUUUGCAAAAGCAAAGUGAACAGAGUAGCAACAUACAGGGAACUAGACAAUGACCUUCUCAGACAUGCAGCAUUCCAGACUCUAGAUAAUGAGAUUGAUCUCAAAUUACUGACCAAAGUUUUAUCAGCAGAAUCUGAAGUCAUUGAGGAGGAUAAACCGUGGGACUGGGACCAAUUAUUCACAGAGGUUUCCUCAGAACUAAUCAAUGAGUGGGAAGCCAGUGAAGUCAAAGAUUCGGAUCCAACUGCUGCUUGACAGAGAACUAGAUGUUUAAUGACUUUGAUCUUUGAAUUAGUCCAGAGACUUGUGGAUAGUGAACAAGGGCAUUUUAAUCAAAGAAUCUGUUACUUUAACAGAAUUAUCUCUUGACAUUUGAAGUUCUUUUUUGUAACUUUUUUUACAACCUCAUAUAUGUAAAAAAGAUUGAAUCACGUCAUUAGUCAAGCAGUCCGUCCACUUCAGCUGAAAUUUUGCUGAAUUUUAUAUACUGCUCUCCUUGAAUGGCAUUUCUUCAUUCUUCAUUCAAUCUGAAAAAAUUCUUCUGCCUGCAUUACCAAUAUUAUAAUUCAUAAUUUAUAAUUUUAUGAUACUUAUUUUAUUAAAAGUAUGUCACAUACUUGAUGUGGUCAAUCUUGUGACCAGGUAUUUUAUG